CAAGACAUGGCCGAUUCCAGCAUCUGGCGGCUUCGCUGGAACAGGGCCAUUGCUCAGGGGACUGGUUAUCUGCUUGUCGCUAUCGUUUGCAUGGCGAGCGAGCUGCUGAUUUGGGGCUUGAGUCAGACGCUGGCGGCGGCGAGGUUGGAAUUCUUCUCGACGAUUGUGGGCAUGGCGGUGCUUUUUGCGUUGAGCACGACGAGCUGGGUGAUGUGGAAGAAGACGGACGACUUCUAUCGGAGGUGGCUCAAGACAAGAGUCGACUUCAUCAAUGCCCACCUGGGGGCGGGAUUCUCUGUUCCCAUGAUUAUGCUGGACCAGGACGAGAUGCUCAAUGGCGGCGAGAUUGGGCGCGUCAUUGGCUCAUUCAUUGCAACCAACAUUGUAUCUUGGGUGGCUGUAUUCCUCCUCUCCGUGGUGGUAAUUGGUGGAGUCACAAAACUAACCUCGCAGCCGCCCUCAAGAAAAGGUUCAAUCUGCUCCAAGAAGAGUAUGGCCCCGUCGUCAACAGAUGAUGGAGCCAGCUCAGCCGAGUUUGAAGACGAUGCUCAGACCAAGCGAAGCAGAUUCAGCCAAGGUGGUUCUUCCUCCUCCCCCUCUAUCCCUAGAGCUACCGACACUGAGAAACAAACGCCCGCUCCAGAUCAAAGGGCCCCAAAUAACGAGCAACCCGAGCCAUGUUACGACGACGAAUCCUCGUCUUGGAGUUUCUUUGCGAGACACUUCCCGGUCCUGUUGUCGCUGACGCUCGUCUUCACUGUCGGCAUACCACUUACCAUUACCAUGCACGAGGAGCGCUUUUUCGACGGCUUCACUUUAUGGUUUAUUUGGAUAUCCUCCGUCCGAUCGCAGAGGGCUUUCAAGAAAUCUCAGAUAUGCACCUUCUCCACCCCCCUGAAGCGAUGCCUAGCAACGAUGAUGAAUCCCGUCCUACUAACCACCCUCCUCAUGACGGGAUACACGAGAGCCAAGGCUUCUGUCCUAGGGCCUGGAGGCCUUGCCAGAACAUUGAGAAAUUUUAGCGGAGGCAGUCCUCUCUACGCUCUUUGGACAUCUGCCAUCAGCGGCAUACAAAUACCCGCCAACCCUUCAGGCUGGUUCGGCGCCGGCGAUGCUGCGCUCUCCAUACUCGAGUGUGGUAUUCUUAUAUGGGGUUUCAAGCUCUCGGAAUGCCGCCGCCAGAUUUUCAGCACUGCCGGCCUCCUCGCCAUCAUACUGUGCACCAUUGCCGCAGCGGCAAACACGUUUCUCUCUGUUCUCACGAGCCAUGCCAUAGGCCUUCGCGCCUCUGAAGCGCUCAGCUUCGCCGCCCGCAGCACAACUCUUGCCUUGUCAAAGCCUGCCACGGAGGCAAUUGGAGGGAACAGCCCUGUGAAUGCAAUGCUCGUGGUGAGUAACGGCAUUUUAGGGCAGCUGCUGUACCCCUUUAUCCUGGACAAACUAGGCGUGAGCAAACACAGCGACGACAACGAUAUAGUCGUCGCAGAAGCUACACCCAUCUCAUCGCCUCUCAUCGACAACGCUGUCUCUCCCACCACUGGUGACAGCUCCAUCUCACCUCCCCUAGCCCUAAUUCCCAAGUCACGGCAUCACAGCACUUCAACAACCGACAGCCCUGUCACUGUCGCCGCAGGUAUCGCCAUCGGCAUCAACGGCGCCGCCAUGGGUGUAUCCUAUCUCUAUGAAACAAGAAGCCGUGCAGCACCAUACGCAGCCCUCUCCAUGAUGGUCUUUGGCGUCAUGACGGUGGUCUUUACGACCGUGGAGCCAUUCAAGAGCAUGCUCAUCAGUCUAGCGAGUCGGUGA
Messenger RNA from Trichoderma virens Gv29-8, 1806 nucleotides. RefSeq lists its product as uncharacterized. The record is from RefSeq and is a predicted model, not a curated record. Lineage: Eukaryota; Fungi; Ascomycota; Sordariomycetes; Hypocreales; Hypocreaceae. The transcript has 3 exons. The annotation marks the transcript as partial.